Molecule: messenger RNA, 744 nt
Organism: Diuraphis noxia (Russian wheat aphid)
Lineage: Eukaryota; Metazoa; Arthropoda; Insecta; Hemiptera; Aphididae
Source: RefSeq, a predicted model, not a curated record
AUGAGUUGUUCAAUGGUAAAAUUUACUAAGGAGCAAGACGAGAUAUUGGUUGAAUCUGUAUCUAAACACCCCACAAUUUAUAAUCCCCAAAGUAAGAAUUAUAAAGAUUUAAACAGCCGGGAUGCAAUUUGGAAAGAUAUAAGUUGCAACGUUGGACGAAGUGAUGAAGACUGCAAGAGACGGUACAAGAAUAUUAAAUAUGCCUAUUUAAAAAAUAAACGGGCAAGAAUAAUGAAUACUGGAGCAAGUGCCUCUUCAAAACCCUCAAAAUGGCAUUUAGCACCAUUUUUAACUUUUUUGGAUACAGUACCACAAGAAAGAAACACUACAUCAAAUAUAUAUGAUACUGAUAAUAAAGAAGAUUCUGGCUCAGACGAAGAGGAAAUAAAUAUCACACAAGAUGAUAUUAUACUCCAGGCAUUACCAGUAACGCAUGGUCCUCAAUCUCCGUCGACUUCAAAAGCACAAAAAUCGACUAAUAAAAGAAAAAAUUUAAAAGUCACUGAAUUAUUGGAAAAAAGAUCUAAAGAAAGAAUAGAGCUGAUGACACAACUGAUUGCUAAAAAAAAUACGAAUGAGUACGAUGAUGUUGAUAAUUUUUUCAAAAGUUUAACUCUAUCUGUCAAAAAGUUGCCACCACACUUAAUUUCACAGGCAAAAUUGAAAAUGUUGACAAUUGUGAUUGACUUGGAACUUCAAGCUGCAAAUAAUCAYAUACAUGUAACGUCCACAUCAUACACCUAG